This is a messenger RNA of Sycon ciliatum, 2672 nucleotides long. Its product is annotated as small glutamine-rich tetratricopeptide repeat-containing protein alpha-like. Gene Ontology annotation, biological process: post-translational protein targeting to endoplasmic reticulum membrane. The transcript is spliced from 11 exons. Gene Ontology annotation, molecular function: molecular adaptor activity; protein binding. The record is from RefSeq and is a predicted model, not a curated record. Gene Ontology annotation, cellular component: TRC complex; membrane. Bases 461 to 1588 code for a protein of 375 amino acids. NCBI's taxonomy places the organism in Eukaryota, Metazoa, Porifera, Calcarea, Leucosolenida, Sycettidae.
CGGCUAGCUAACAGUUCUGUUGUGACGUCGACGCUAGAAUCAGAAAACUCUCACCCUGAAGCUCGUGAUAAAGGCUCCCGUACUGGAGCGAGAUAUCCCAGAAGAGCGGAAUAGACUUGCACAACACUAGGUAAACAAGCUGUGGCAAGGUUCACUUCGUCCUUACUUCUCCACCACAGUGAGACACGAGAAUGGUUUGCUGUCGAGCAUCGCUUCCAACCGACGCUGUAGAAAAUAGUCUGUGCAAUCUUUUGUGCAAAGCCUGAGCGUGAGGUCGUUGUCAUCCGAUCCUCCAAGGCAAUAGUUUGUCCGUUCCUCUCACUCUCAGUAUCAUCAUUAUUCUUGCGCCACUACACCAAGUGCUGGUCCGUGUUUCAAGCAGUAGGCCCGUACCGUUGGCGUUGACCACUGAGUUACCAGCUGACGCGACACAAGCAAGUAAAGCGGAGACGGGGCCGGCAUGGCAUUCUCGUCCGGCAGCGGCAGCAGCAGUAGCUGCGCGUGCGAUACCGGCGUCUCAUCCAGCGACUGCACGGACUGGGCUGUGUCGGACGUCGAACAGCCAACCGGCGGCGCUACCACGUCCAUGAUUGGGCGCGAUGCGUCAGUUUCCAGGGCAGCGGCGACAACCAGUAAUGGCGGACCUGUUGUAGCGGACCAGGACGACGAGGAGCAAGAUGAUGGGUACAAGGCCAGCGAAUCCGACAACGAGUCAGACAGCGAAGGCCCGUACACGGACGAAGAAAGCGAAGAAGAGGGAGAGCCGCCCGACCUGAGGCCAUUGAGGGCCGGCUCUCGUCACUUGGCGCACGCUUUUCUGCAGCAGCUGAAGGAAGACGCUCCUCACCUCAAAGAGGAGGCACAAGCCCAAGCGGAGGUGAUAGAGCAAUGCCUCAAGGACAUGUACGGCUUGGAAGACAGCCAGGAUGAGGACGACAGCGCUGAGCAGGCGACAGCCGCGGAGAAAGAUCACCAUGAGUCCACCGCGGCCACCACCGCCGCCGGAGGUGACGGUGAUGAUGACGACGAUGAAGCAGCUGCCGCUGCUGAAACACCGGAUACGAGGCAGGACCUCUCCACGCCGUUCACCCUGCAGGAAGUAUGGAUGGAAAAGCUCCGACAAGCCAAGAUUACUUCAAAUUCAAGUUCCAGGAAUGAUGCACUGAGGCUGAAAGAGAAAGGAAACAGCAUGCUGCUGAAUGGACUAUUUGAGGAUGCAGUGGCAACCUACUCAAAGGCUGAAGCCCUGGAUCCUGCCAACCCAGCCAUAUACUGUAACAGAGCGGCAGCCUACACAAAGCUUGGGCAUCCCUGGCAAGCAGUGUCCGAUUGCGCCAUGGCGCUAACCCUGGAUCCCCGGUACACAACUGCAAUUGCUCGUCUUGGGUGUGCCUAUGGUCGACUGUGCCAUAUUGAGCUUGCGCAGCGUUGCUUUGAACUGGCAGCUGAGCUCGAUCCAGAGGAGGCGUCCCACAAGGAGAACUUGGAGAGUAUCCGCAAGGACCAGGAGGAUGCUGAAAACAAUGAGAAGGAUCCGUCACUACUGGCGAAAGCAUUCGGUGAGUUUCAGUCACCUUGUCUGGAAUAAUGUCCAUUGCAAAGUCUGAAUUAAGUGAGGAGCACACGCCGUCUGAAGGAGCAAAGUUGGCCAUGGAGCUUUUAGCGUCCGUUUCAUCCGGUGUCCAGACGAGCGGGGGUGAUAAGCCCUGACUGUACAUGUACCGAACGUAGCACACUGAGCUACGCUGCAUGGUUCAUGCGCAUGAUGAUGUCGAACUCGACAUCACAGAUGCAUCCCGCACACAUGACAUCACAGAUGCAUCCCACACACAUUUCCCUUAUAUCGAUGCCAUAAAAUAUGCAAACUGCUGAUAUCAUGGACGCCAAGCAAACCUGUUUAUACCAUGAGCGCCCGUAAUUCCAUGAUGAUGUUGGACUGGACAUCACAGAUGCAUCAUCCCGCACACAUUUCCCUUUCAUCGAUGCCAUAAAAUAUGCAACCUGCAGAUAUCAUGGACGCCAAACAAGCCUGUUAAUACCAUGGACGCCUGUAAUUGUGCAUCACCAUGCAUUGUCUGCUAUCAGAGAUAUUGCUUUUUUGAAGCUUUUUUCAUACUAGUACACUGGCACUGAAGCCUGGUACAGAUCCAGCAGAGCCACCGACAUACGGUAUUGCCAAUAUGCAGUCUGCGCUGUUCGCAUUUCUAGCAACGCUGCUGCUGCAUGGCAGGUUGUAUGAUAAAGCAUGCUACUGGUGGGCAUGCCAUACUAACUUCUGCCAGGCCGCAAUCAUGAUAGUUGUAGUUCCGCAGUGCUGUACUUCAAAGCAGCACAGUAAUUAGCAUGCAUAGAUCUAAUGUGUAGAGGUUAUGCCGUCAGUUGAGAUGCUUUGGUGACGUCGCAGCGCAGUGAUGCACCAGCCGACUCGCACUGGAUACAAAGCCCCCAUAAGCGGUUCCGCCGACUCGCAAAAAAAUCAAUCCCCCUUAUCCACGUAUGCUACACUCUUUCUCAUCACUAUCCUCGUUUGAUCAAAAGCACAAAGUCAUUAAUUAAUUGUGGAGUUUAUCCAGGUAUAUGGCACAUUAUGAAGGAGAUUAUAAUAAUGCAGCAGAUGAAUGGCAUUGUUAUACCCUCAUGUCAUCCGAUACUGGCAAUGUGUGACUUUCUGA